AGAGCGCCGCAUCCACCACCAGCCCGAGUCUCGCGGUGGGGGCGGGCAGGGCCAGCAUCGCUACCGGGCUACGGUCAACUACUGGAAGGAGGUCAACCAGGCCAAUCGCGCCGGCCUGCGAGGGGACGGGAGUCAACUGUCCUCGUCAGGCCACGGCACCUUGGACAGCCGCAGCUCACGGGAUGGCAAGGAGACGGCCUUCUCGCGGAUGGCCCACGACCGGCGCAGCGCGCGGGAGAUGCGCACUACACCCCGCAUGCACGACACGCCGGCCAGAUUACGCAGCUCCCAGGAGGAGCUUGAACAGAUCUCGGCACUGGCUGCGGUCCGGCAGGCUAAUGUAAGAAGCUCACAAGAGGAGCUACACAGGGUAGUGCCCGCCGGGUCACACUCGCGACAGAACUCGACGGAAGAUAAACUGGAUCCUCAUCCAAGAGGCAGAGUGUUGUCGGAUUCUUCCAAUUCGCCGUGGCAGCGGCAAGCAAGACCUCCGCAAUCAGCGACCUUCCCAGAAAGCAAUCGGAACAGAACCAAUCCUGCAUUUGCAACUCCCAACAGUCACUACAGAGGGGCCUCUGUCAAGCAUUCACGUAGUGGAGACACCCUCUCGUCAAACAAUGUCGACGACAAUUGGUACGACACCCACGAUGACAUGAACGGUUACCACGACAGCCGGCUGUCACGGUCCCGCGACAACAUCGCCGAGCCGAGCGGCUACAGCGUGCCUUCCGCAGCCUUACCCGGGGACUUCAAAGACCCGGUGGAUGGAUACGGAAAGCCGGAGCGAUACAGCCCAACUGAGCACUUGUAUCCGGAUAGGAUGUUAUCAGAUGCUGAGCUACAGCUACAGAAGGGUGGGGUCGGGGGAACGGGGCGCCCUGUCCCGAUCUCGAUGGUCCUUCCAUCACCGAGCAGCUCAAACCUCAGCGAUGUGUCGCUGCACUCCCACUCCACGCACUCCAGUGGCUCCAGUCAGCGGGGCGAUUACCGGGGAGAGUUGGGUGUCCGAUCUUCCCACAGUGGUAGCCUGCCGCGCAACCCCAUGACCGCCCUCAGCCCAGAGCUGGGUCGUAGGAGCACGGUGCAUGGCAUCCCUGGCCAGGGGAAGGCUGACUAUGGGACUAGUGGGCACAGGAGAGCUGGCCCCUCCGCAUCCUCUAGCAGUAGUAUCAGCGAGUCCAGCAGUCCUAGGGUAUCACGAAGGAGGACGACCGAGGUACGCAAUUCCAACGACUCUUUGAACACUCGUCUGCGGUCUGGCCACUCAGGGACCAAGUCCCUCCCAGCUAGCAACGAGGUCCAGGAGAGCCUGCGCAAGCUCAUCGCUCCGGAGUCCAUCAACCUGGAUGCAGGGUCACCGUCGGUGACCGCAUCGUCCGCCAAAGGAGCUCACCAGGCCGCCCUACCCCGUGAGCAUGCUCAGUCCAGCAGGCUGGACCCCCUGCAUCGUACCUACUCGGACGAGAGCAUCGCGGCAGGAGGCGGACCCUACAACCGCCCGGGCCAUCACGAUGGUUACAACGUCGAGCUCGCCAAUGACGUACUGUUCACAAGUGCCAAGAUGCCUCAGCUAGAGAGUGCCCAAGUGCCUGAUAAUCAGCAAUACAAAGAAACACGAAUAAGCAAUGAUGACCUAAACGCCAACAACAAUCGCGGAACCUCCAACCCCUCGCUGUUCCCUCUACCGGACUCGGCCGCCCAUCUGGACUGGAACAACCUGGUCGAGACGGCCAAUGCCUUCCAAGACACAGGUUUGGACCAUCACAGUUUCAAGUCGGCCUCCUCCAACAAGCUCAAUGACCUGCGGGACGCCGCCCCCAACUCCCAGCAGCCCUUCCACAACGCCAACACGGCCAGCAUCGACAAGAAAAAGCAGCUGAGCCAGAGCACCGACGCCCUGUCUCCGACUGUCUCCCGUCGAGCCCGCCCAGGGCCCCAGCCAAAGAACGACUACGAGAGCCUGAAGUACGCCAGCACGGGCUACAACGCCAGCAGCCUGAAACGAUCCACGAACCAGCUGGAGCUAGAGCUCAGGAGAACGCAGGAGAGGCUGGAAAUGGAGCGCAAACAGAAAGAACACCUCGCCGGCCAAGUCCACAAACUCCGCCACGACAACCAGAGGCUACAGGGAGAGUCCGCCUCCACAGCUGAGCAACUGCAACAAUUCACCGACUGGUUCUUCAAUGCCAUUGAGAAGUAAAACCUU
This is a messenger RNA of Patiria miniata (bat star), 2206 nucleotides long. RefSeq names its product signal-induced proliferation-associated 1-like protein 1. The record is from RefSeq and is a predicted model, not a curated record. NCBI's taxonomy places the organism in Eukaryota, Metazoa, Echinodermata, Asteroidea, Valvatida, Asterinidae. The transcript has 8 exons. Bases 209 to 2200 code for a protein of 663 amino acids.